CGGAGCUGAGCCGUCUCAGGGUAGCGGGACUUCAGUGCUGGGGCGCUGCUCCCGGGGCUGGUCAUGAACGGGCCGGCAGACGGCGAAGUGGACUACAAGAAGAAAUACCGAAACCUGAAGCGGAAGCUCAAGUUCCUCAUCUACGAGCACGAGUGCUUUCAGGAGGAACUGAGGAAGGCACAGAGGAAAUUGCUGAAGGUGUCCCGGGACAAGAGUUUCCUCCUAGACCGACUUCUGCAAUAUGAAAACGUGGAUGAAGACUCUUCUGACUCAGAUGCCACUGCAUCUUCAGAUAACAGCGAGACAGAGGGGACACCCAAGUUGUCGGACACACCAGCCCCCAAGAGGAAGAGAAGCCCUCCGAUGGGGGGUGCCCCCUCUCCCUCCAGCCUCUCUCUGCCUCCUUCAACAGGGUUUCCCCUUCAGGCCUCCGGGGCCCCUUCCCCCUACCUGAGCUCGCUGGCUUCCCCCCCUUACCCCCCAUUCCCUUCUGACUACCUGGCCCUGCAGCUGCCCGAGCCCAGCCCCCUGAGGCCCAAGCGGGAGAAACGGCCCCGCCUGCCCCGGAAACUCAAGAUGACGGUGGGACCCCCUGACUGCCCUGUGGGAGGGCCGCUGACUUUCCCCAGCCGGGGUUCUGGGGCUGGGGUGGGGGCAGCCCUGGCCCCACUGCCACCCCCUAAGAUGCCCCCCCCUACGAUCCUGAGUGCAGUCCCUCGGCAGAUGUUCAGCGAUGCAGGCAGCGGGGAUGAUGCCCUGGACGGAGAUGAUGACCUGGUGAUCGACAUCCCGGAGUGACCCCCUCUGCCUGAGCCCCUGUCCAGUGCCCCCUGUGCCAACACACACGAGCCCCCAGCUUCCACAGAGACAUUUAUUGACGCCCAGUUGCCAUGCUGUGGCCACUGACACAAUCAGAAAAGGCAUAAACAUGCACAAAUGUCCCCUGGCAGGUGGGCCCCUCACCAGAGGGCAGGGGCCUGCCCUCACAUCCUGGCCCCAUCCUGUGGACAGUUAUUUAAAUGAGUGGCUGGGAACAUCUGCCACCUCUGGGAGAGGCAGAGACCCUGCGGUGCCUGCCCGCCCCCCCCUUCUGUUUAAAAGGGCAGCUGUACAGGGCGAGAUGUUUUGCUUUUUGAACGAUUCUGUGUUAAAGGAUUGGCUCUUUUU
This is a messenger RNA of Miniopterus natalensis, 1167 nucleotides long. It is a transcript of the gene INO80E, whose product is annotated as INO80 complex subunit E. The record is from RefSeq and is a predicted model, not a curated record. Lineage: Eukaryota; Metazoa; Chordata; Mammalia; Chiroptera; Miniopteridae. Gene Ontology annotation, cellular component: Ino80 complex; nucleus. Gene Ontology annotation, biological process: chromatin remodeling.